AAUGAGGUUAGUUGAGAAAUUUUGUAGUAUAUUUUCUAUAAAGAAAAUUGAAUUCUCUCUGUAUGUUUAUAAGCUACACCCGUGUCACAACCCAACUAGAAUUUUCUCAUCUUCCCCUUCAAUAAUGGACGUCACAGGCCUUCUCCUCCUUCUUUUCUCCCUCAUCUUCCUCCGUUUCUGGUGGCGACGAUGGUCGGUCACCGGCGGAGGACCCAAGAAUCUCCCGCCGGGACCUCCAGGGUGGCCUCUAGUGGGUAACUUGGGCCAGGUGAUCCUCGGGGGACGUCAUUUUGUGUUUGUGGUGCGUGAUCUGCGUGCAAAGUACGGCCCAAUAUUCACCAUGAAAAUGGGCCAACGCAAUCUUGUUAUCGUCACCAGCUCUGAUCUGCUCCACGAGGCCCUAAUCCAAAGAGGCCCAACAUUCGCGAGCCGACCCGCUGACUCCCCGAUCCGGAAUUUGUUCAGUGUUGGAAAGUGCGCCAUCAACUCGGGUCUCUACGGACCUCUGUGGAGAACACUGCGUAGGAACUUCGUCAGUGAGUUGAUUAACCCUGUCAGAAUCAAGCAAUGUGGGUGGAUUCGAAAUUGGGCCAUGGAGAAUCUCUUGAAGUGGCUCCAGAAAGAAGCGGAUGAAAACGGCGUCGUUGAAGUGAUGAGGAACUGUAGACGGACCAUCUGCGGUAUUUUGGUGUGUAUUUGUUUUGGAAUCAAGAUGUCAGAGGAAGAAAUCAAGAAAAUUGAGAAUGUGACGACGGAGGUUAUGUUAAUGACGACGCCGAAGCUCCCGGAUUUCUUCCCUGUUCUUGCGCCAUUGUUUCGGCGACAUAUGAAGGAAGCGAAGGCGUUACGAAGGAGACAAAUGGAGUGCUUGGUUCCACUGGUGAAGAAUCGAAGAGCCUUUGUGGAGGGUAAUGGAGUUCCUAGCCUGGACAUGGCUAGCCCGAUUGGUGCUGCCUAUAUUGAUUCUCUGUUUGGGCUAGAGGCACCGGGUCGGACGUGUUUGGGAGAUGAAGAACUAGUGACACUGGUGACGGAAUUGAUUAUCGCCGGAACUGACACGAGUGCGACGGUUGUGGAAUGGGCUUUGUAUGAACUGGUUCAAAAUCAAGAUAUUCAACAAAAAUUGUACGACGAAAUUGUCGAUUUUGUUGGCAAAGAUGGAGAGAUUAACGAAGAUGACAUCGAGAAAAUGACGUAUCUCGGGACGGUUGUUAAAGAGACCUUACGGCGACACCCGCCAGGACAUUUCGUGUUAUCUCACGCGCCGACGAAGGAGACUGAGCUCGGUGGGUAUACAAUUCCGGCGGAUGCGAAUGUGGAGUUUUACACAGCUUGGGUGGCUGAGGAUCCGAAUGUUUGGAAGGAUCCGGGUGUGUUCCGACCCGAUAGGUUCUUGGAUGGCGAUGGUGUUGACGUGGACAUGACAGGGACACGUGGAGUGAAGAUGCUGCCAUUUGGUGCCGGACGGCGCAGUUGUCCGGGUAUGGUUCUUGGUGUCUUGCACGUUAAUAUGUUGCUUGCGAGAUUGGUCCAUGCUUUUAAGUGGGUGCCCGCACCGAAUAAUCCACCCGACCCGACAGAGACCUUUCAAUUUACUGUUGUGAUGAAGAAUCCUCUGAAAGCAGUUAUUUUACCUCGGUAAUAAGUGAAUUGACCGAGACCUUUGGUUGUUUUUUACUCUUUGUUUUCUUUAAUCAAGCAAUUGUUGUGGGCGAGAAAGUUUAAUGUAUGCAAUAAAAGAAGUUGAUUAGUUAUA
Messenger RNA from Tripterygium wilfordii, 1756 nucleotides. RefSeq names its product cytochrome P450 77A1-like. Gene Ontology annotation, cellular component: membrane. NCBI's taxonomy places the organism in Eukaryota, Viridiplantae, Streptophyta, Magnoliopsida, Celastrales, Celastraceae. Gene Ontology annotation, molecular function: iron ion binding; oxidoreductase activity, acting on paired donors, with incorporation or reduction of molecular oxygen, NAD(P)H as one donor, and incorporation of one atom of oxygen; heme binding. The transcript has a single exon. The record is from RefSeq and is a predicted model, not a curated record. The coding region runs from base 2 to 1642 and encodes 546 amino acids.